Messenger RNA from Vespula pensylvanica (western yellowjacket), 2383 nucleotides. It is a transcript of the gene Fbxo42, whose product is annotated as F-box only protein 42. NCBI's taxonomy places the organism in Eukaryota, Metazoa, Arthropoda, Insecta, Hymenoptera, Vespidae. Bases 395 to 1978 code for a protein of 527 amino acids. Gene Ontology annotation, molecular function: protein binding. The record is from RefSeq and is a predicted model, not a curated record. The transcript has 7 exons.
GGUAAAAUGUCGUCUCUUAUCAUCUUUUAUUUAAACCUUGUAGGCUGUGUUGUGUCGCAUUUUAAUCUACGAUCGCUUAAUCUGUGAUAAAAUCAAUUAACCUUUACAAAACCAUAUAAAAUAUGAAUAUGUUUUACAAUUAUAACUACAUGAGAUAACCAAGGCUAAAUCAAAACUAGAUAUAUAAUAGAGGGAAGAAGAAUUUGUGUUUCAUCUAAAGGCACUAUGUAUAAACAAAAAGAAUAUAACAAAUUUGUUAAAGAGAUAUGAAGAACGUUAUAAUCUCUGAGAACAGUAUUGUAGUAGUAAAGCUGUUUAAUAUUAUAAACAGAAAAUUUUGAAUUUAUCAGCUAGUUAAAUAUAAUUACAAAACGAUUUAUUAAUAACAACAAAAAUGCAGUGCAGAAUUGAUGAUUUACCAGAUGAAUUGUUAGAGUAUAUUUUAAGUCUUAUUCCUCCUUACAAAGAUUUACAAGAAUGUAAGCUUGUGUCGAAACGGUGGUUUCGUGCAACUAAAAAUGUCAUAGAGCACAAUGAGGCACACUUUCGCAAAGCUGUAUCAUUUGGUGCUUUGUUUUGGAGUCUUUGGCCAAAAAAAACUCGAAUGCCUACGAUAAGCAAAAGACAUUCUCAUUCAGCCUGUAUUUAUGAGAACUCUAUGUAUGUAUUUGGAGGAUGUACUGCUACUUCUACUACAUUUAAUGAUUUAUGGAGACUAGAUUUAGAUACAAGGACUUGGGUCAGACCAAUCACAAUGGGCAGCUAUCCAUCUCCAAAGGCCUGUGCUACAAUGUUGUAUUACAAAAAAAAUUUUGUUCUGUUUGGAGGAUGGUCUUAUCCUUCUCGUUAUCCUUUACAUCAGCAAUGGAAACUGUUUAAUGAGUUACAUGUCUACUCAAUAGAAACAAAUAAAUGGAAUGCUAUUAACACAUUAGAAGCACCACCACCUAUGUCAGCUCAUUCUGCAACGAUUCAUGGAAAUAAUAUGGUUGUUUUUGGUGGUAUUCAUUGUGGGCUUCGUUCCAAUGACUUGUGGUGUUUAAACUUGGAUACAUAUUCUUGGCAUAAACAAGCCACAGCAAUUAUAAAACCACGACCGCGUUAUGGUCAAUCGCAAAUUCAUUUAGGAGACAAACAUAUCCUUGUGCUAGGAGGUUGUACCGGUCCUAAUGCAGCUAUGAACGAUGCUUGGUUAUUAAAUAUGACAGAGCCAACAUGGAAAUGGAAAAAAGUAAUGUUAUAUCAUCCAGAAUGGGCACCAGCGCGUAUUUGGUGUCAUCAAGCUUGCAAGGUUGGAAACUAUAUUGUUGUGUUAAGUAACAACAAGCGACAUGCUAAAGUAAAUGAUAUGAGCAUAGCAAUGAAAAAUGUUGCUUGUCAAAGACCAUCCAGAUUACCUGAUGUGUCUCCUUUGCAAGAAAGUAAACAAAGACACAGAGCAGACAUAGAUACAGAUGAAAAUGUCAAUGGACGACAUGGGUCUUUCUCAAGAUCACCCUCACAAAGUAGAAUGAGUAACCCACCUUCGCGAAAAUCAAAUUUUUCAAAAAUCGUGCCAUUUUGUUGUGACAGUGCACUGAGUAUGGCAGCAUUUCGUGAUAAACCAACUAAUAAUAAUUUAAGUAUCAAUCGGCAGCGACAAUUAGAAUAUCUUAAAAAAAUGGAAGAAAAGAUCAGAAGUAGAAAGAUACAAACAAAAGUUGCAAAAAGAACAGAGAAUACGUUAUCUAUAUUUAUUUUAGAUAUAAGCAAAGUACUUUGUGACGAAUGUAGUGCAUCUUGGGUUCCCUUGAAAGAAAUCGAUCAAUCAGGGCCAGAUGAAAGAAUUUUGUAUUCGCUUGUGAUGGGAAGAGGAGAGUUAAUUGUAUUUGGAGGUAUUCGUAAAGAGCAAACUACUAUGCAAAGUCAGCCAGAUGUGGAUGAUUUAGAAGUGUAUAAUGAUCUGCAUUUUAUAAAUCCACCAAAAUAUGUUAUAUAAUAUUAUAUAAACGCGAAAGCUUGGUUUUCAAGAUUCCUAUGUGUGAGAAUGAAAUUAAAAUUAUUGUCUUUAUUAACUUAAUAGUAAUAUGCAUAUAUGAUAGCACCAAUGUCACAUGUAAUUUUAUGUUACUAAUAGGAAUUGUUAAUAUUUCUUUAAAAGUGAUUAUUUCGAAAUUUGAUUGAAAUAGAUAUUUAAUUUGAUAUUCACUUUUUUUCAUAGUAUUUAAAUUAAAAAAAAAAAAAAAAAAAAAAAAAAAGAAAAAUUUUAAUGUUUUUUGUUUCUUGUUAAUAGACGGAAGUACUGUGGAACCUAUUCACUUCUAUAAGACCUAAGAUCUAAGGUGACGGAAUUGAUGUGAUAAUAAUUUUAAAACACAAGAGAAUCAAAUACUUCGGACAUAAA